This is a messenger RNA of Anolis sagrei ordinatus, 2790 nucleotides long. Lineage: Eukaryota; Metazoa; Chordata; Lepidosauria; Squamata; Anolidae. The record is from RefSeq and is a predicted model, not a curated record.
AUGUUGCCCAAGGGACGCUCAGUGGAGGCCAAUUCAAGUUUCUCCUGCUACACAGAUGUCUUCAGGAAUGAUACUAAAGCAAUUAAAUUGUUCCUUCCAGAGCACAGAUUGGAAGUCAUUUGUCAUUUAUAUGACUACAACAAGCCCGACACCAAGGAGAAUAGAAGGAAGAAUCUCCUGCUUUAUACUUCAGCAGGUCUUGCUCCAAGCAUACAAAUCUUCAACAGUACCUACUCAAAAGUCUUCUACUUCGAAAUGUCUACGGGAGAAGAUGUGGAUUCAUGGUCAAUUUCUAUCCCCCGAGAAGAGAUUACAUAUAAUACAGAUAUUGCUCCAAUAGAGGAGUGGUUUGUAAAAUUCAAUAUGCAUCAUGGAUUAAAUAUGUUCACUACUGAAGGAACUUUGCUUGAUAUUAUGAGAGAGCCUAUUCUUCAAUGGGUUGGGAAACUUGGAGUUGUUUUAGGAAUCACUGACACUGGGUUUAUGAGUCGAGAUACAAAGUGGUAUAACCUGUCAGACACCAUUUGUACUGUCCUAGAAGAUGACUGCGCUGGUCUUGCACUUGUGGAUGUAAUUUUAAUAAAUACUCGUCUAAUAAUACUUACUACACUGGGAUUAUUUAUCAGUGAUGAUUUGCGUUAUCCACCAGAAUCUGGACAGGUGCUGAGAGAUGAUUAUUUCAGAGCAAGAAUAUGGUAUAGUCGCCAGUGUCUAGCUAACAGAGAAAAGGAGGAAGUGGACUAUGUUGGUCUGUCAUUUAACAAAGACAAGACAUUAAGUCAGAACAGGGCAUUGGUGUCAGUGCAUAAGUUAGAAGGCAAUGAACUGAGGAAACAGAGAAAAUUUCCAGCUUUUUGGUUUCCAGAUCUAGACUUUAUCCCAUUUGGAAUGUUUUUCCAUCCAGGCAGUCAUUUCUUAUACGCUUACGGAAAUCAGGUAUGGAUUUCUUAUGAUGGAGGCAAUGUUUUUACACCAAUAAUGAAACUGGAGAACGAGACUAUUGUAGAAACAGACACAUGUGUUUACACCCAAGCUAUUGUAUUCGUCUCAGACAAAGGCACAAUAUUCUACACUAAGGCAGGCAUGCAAAAAUAUGCCAGGCUUAGAGUUACACCAGGAGCUAUAUUUAGCAUGUAUUUUGACCACCUGGGAACUUUAAAUUAUAUUGUUUUGAACAGUUCAUCUACUGAUGACGUAGUAGUGUCUGAGAUGGAUGUGAACACUUUAUUGAAGGGGGAUGAUUUAGGCUUUAAUGCUGCUUUGGCAGUACAGUAUAUCACUGAAGAACAGAUCGUCUUUUCUACUAACAUAUUUAAACCAACGGAUGUAGAGAAAACAGUAGUGAUUCCAGGAAUGAGCAGUUUCUUGAUUAUUCAAUUUGUGAAUGACACUGAAACUUUAGGACAUGCAGUUAUGCCUAAUCAAGUGGUUACAGGCCGUGCCUAUCAGGUAUUCCAUAGGCAACUAAUGAGGGUAGUAGUUGGAAGGCCAACUCUCCUGGAUGUGGAUACAACGGAUUACUGGGACGACAGUGAUAGUUAUGUAAUUCAUAUCACUGUUCAGAGUAGAUUUUUCGAAAAGGGUAAAACCUCAAUCGCUGUGAUAAUUAGGUAUGCGUCCCUUAUUUGUGAUGUCACAACUAUAAUCUUAACUAUGAAGAAUUCCUGCUCCUAUCUUAAAACAAUGCACUAUGUUCUGCCUGUUGAAAUCAAUGAAGAGGAUUGGCUAUCUAAUGGAUCUGUUUAUAAGCACAAUAUCACAGAAGGUUCUAGACUUUUAAAGAACCUGCCGGUGAACUACAGACCACCUUCAGUCCUGGGAAUAGCUGUUCCACUCACAGAAAAUUUUUAUAAUGUUGACCCUAGCAAACCCAGAACGAGAGACUAUUUUUCAGGAUCAAAAGCUACUGGAAAGUACAAGCAAUGCGCUAACAAGACAACGCGAGCUGAUUGCAAAUGUACUUCAAAUAUGAAGGUGUCAUUUUCUGUAGCCUUUUCAGAUUGUAAAGAGAAGGAGGAGGAGGAGGAAGGGAUUUGCCUACCAGUAGCUGAAGAAGAGCCUAUGGCGGAAAAACAGUUGAUCCUGCUUGAAAAUGAUACUGCUAUGCAGGAGCAGGUCUCUGAAGGGACAAUUCAGAGGAACGCAAUUUCGGCCUCCCCGGGACGCUAUAAGAGCAUCCUGGGCGAGCCGGCAGUGAUCUGCGGCUCGGAAAAGGAGCUGUUUAGAGUUCAGAGGAACGCAAUUUCGGCCUCCCCGGGACGCUAUAAGAGCAUCCUGGGCGAGCCGGCAGUGAUCUGCGGCUCGGAAAAGGAGCUGUUUAGAGGUACAAAUUUAACAUCAAGUACGUUAAAAAUGAAAAAACUUUUGGAGCGUUCUCUCGGCACUGAGUUGUAUAAUCCAGAAGGCUUGACUAUAAGCAUAAUGGGAUCUGAGCUUUUCCAUUUUAGAGUAUCUACCAUUCCUGGAGCCUCAUUUUGCAAUUUGUUUGAUGAAUUUCAGAUUUUCGUCGAUGAUCCUCCACUGGCUUUUCCAGGACAGUAUCUUAUCAGUACAAUUACAGCUGUAGCAAUAGGAGGCAUUAUCUUUAUGGCUUUUAUUCUUCAUGUGGGCUCCGCGGGGAGGCCCGCCGCUCGGGCCCGGGGCAGGCCACGCGAGGCCGGCGGGGGAGCCGGAGGGGAGUGGAAGGAGAGCCGGAGACGGAAGAACAUGGCGGCGGCGGAGGAGGAGAAGAAGAAGAGAGAGGGAGAAGGAGUCCGGCCGGAAGUGCUGCCUGUGAUGCCUUCCGUGUAG